This is a messenger RNA of Lytechinus pictus (painted urchin), 6371 nucleotides long. RefSeq names its product chromosome transmission fidelity protein 18 homolog. The transcript is spliced from 23 exons. The coding region runs from base 207 to 3227 and encodes 1006 amino acids. NCBI's taxonomy places the organism in Eukaryota, Metazoa, Echinodermata, Echinoidea, Temnopleuroida, Toxopneustidae. The record is from RefSeq and is a predicted model, not a curated record. Gene Ontology annotation, molecular function: ATP hydrolysis activity; ATP binding.
CUCGCGCGUUCAGCUCAGACGCAGCGCGGGAAAUUCGGAGGAUACGUGAAUCCCUACAUAUAUACCACCGCCAGCGCCAGUCGAGUCAGCGGGACCAGAGUUCUCGCUUGCCCGUGUCGAUCGGCCUGAACUUCACGCAUCGGUCGCUGAAAUUGAGUUGAUUUAGCGGAACGGGCGGACAGUAAACUAAAUGCAAAGGAGGAAAAAUGGACCCCGCUCUCGAAGCAGAAUUUCAUGAUGACUUUGAGGAUCUUUUUGCUGACGAAUUAGAUGCAUUGCGAGACAUCGAAGAAGAUGUGAAUCUUCAGGAGCAAUGGACUUCUCGUCCCAAACCAGUUUCCCAGAAGCAGAAGACAAGCCAGCCCCCGAAGAAAGACAUCUCACUUUCACAGCCCAAGAAUCUUGAUGAUGCAUCUAGCAGACUUCAGCCAAUCUCUGCUACCGGAGAUGCCACACAGAAAAGUACAGGGGACAAAGGUGUGACUAAUCGCACUGCUAGGAAGAGAGACAUGUAUGAAAUGUUUGGCGUCAUGUCCGACGACGAGAGUGACAAUGAACUUGUGAUCGAUGCACCAUCCCCUGCUAAAGAUCCCAAUCCGAAGAGACCAAGAAAAACUCUUCUUGAUCGUUUCCUUGACAAUGUCUCUGAGAGACUCGAUCAAUCAAAGCCUCAUGAAGAUGAAAUCACCCCACCCCCUACACCAAACAAAGAUGGAAUUGGUCCGUUAGGUCCCGAUCAUCCCCUUACUCCAUCCUCUAUUGGGUCACUGGGAGAUGAGAGAGCAGGUCAAAGGUCGAAUGUCAAGAGGUCGCUGAGAGUGUUUACAAGGCAACCAGAAGGUGAAUCGAUGAAGGUGACUGGAGUAGAUGGUAGGAGAGUUUUUCUCAAGAUGAAAGAGGAGUAUGAUCCUACGCAAGUUACAAAGAAGUUUGACUCUAAAUAUGGAUCAAGCAACACUAAAGGUCUUUUGACUAUGUCUUAUGACCACCUCGUCAGACAAAUAGAAGAUGAGAAUAGGAGGAAGGUUAUUGAAGAGUCAUCUCGAGUGUCUGAAAAGUUAAGAAGAGAGCUUGCAAGAGAAUACGAAGAUGAGGACCUCGAUGGAGAGAUCUCCGAAGGACAAUUAGAAGAGGGUGAUGGGAAGGAUAACAAAGGAUUGUGGGUAGACAAAUAUGCCCCAAAGCACUAUGUUGAUCUCCUUAGUGAUGAUGGUGUGAAUCGGAACCUACUGUUCUGGUUGAAGCUUUGGGAUCAUGUGGUCUUUGGUAAGGAGGUGAAACAGAACAAGACCAAGAACAAGCAGGACAAAUGGAAAGGAGGAGGACCAGGACCUCAACAAAACAAAUUCAAGUCCAAAUUUGAGCAGCAACUAGAGGAUCUGGAACUGGAUGAUCAGAACAGACCAAAGAUGAAGGUUGCCCUCCUCUGUGGGCCACCUGGACUGGGCAAGACAACCCUGGCCCAUAUCAUCGCAAGACAUGCUGGCUACAACGUUAUUGAAAUGAAUGCCAGUGAUGACCGUAGCUUAGAUGUCUUCAAGAAUCGUCUACUGUCGUCCAUUCAGAUGACCUCUGUAUUGACCCCUGAUCAGAGGCCAAACUGCUUGGUCAUUGACGAGAUCGAUGGCUCUCCCCAGGCUGCCAUAAACUGUCUGCUGUCCGUCAUAAAAGGAGGUAGUGAAUCAAACAAAGCUGAAGAAGGAGGAGGAGGGGGCAAGAAACGGAAAAAGGGCCAGGGACCUCUCAAACGACCCAUCAUCUGUAUCUGUAAUGAUGUGUACGUCCCGGCCUUGAAGCAAUUACGACAGGUAGCCUAUGUCACUCACUUCCCUCCGACGGCUGCAGCAAGAUUAGCUCAGAGAAUGUAUGCGAUCUCUAAGCACAACCAUCUUCAGACAGAUCUAACAUCUUUGAUGGCUCUAUGUGUGAAGGCUGAUAAUGAUAUCAGAUCGUGUCUCAAUACCCUACAAUUUCUCCAGCAGCAGGGCAAGCCGGUAACUUUAGGGUUAAUCCAUUCCCUGAAUGUAGGCCAGAAAGACCAACAUAAGAGCCUAUACACUGUAUGGCAACAACUCUUCCAAUUGCCCAAACCAAAGAAGAAGCAAUACACCAAUCCUCAUGACCUGAAGCAAGGUCAAAGGUUAGGUGCUGUCUCUGAAUCGAUGCAGGGGCUCGACAGUGAUAUGACGUCUCUGACGGCUCGCUUCCAUCAUAUGUUACACGUCAUACAGGCAUGUGGCGAACAUGAGAAGCUUAUGCAAGGUGUCUUUGAGAACUAUCUUGAAGUCAAAUUCAAGGAUCCUCACAUGGAUGCUAUCAACAUGGCAUCUGAUUGGUUGACAUUUUCUGACAUUGUCCAGACGAAGAUAGCAAAGACUCAGAACUAUAUAUUUGGUCGAUUCCUGCCCUAUGUGCCUCUCACAUUCCAUAUGUUGUUUGCUUGCGUUGCCUACACCAAGAUACGCUAUCCAAACACGGGCUUUGAGAUCAAGACAAAGACAGAGCUGAUAAAGAAUCUUAUUGAGACGAUGAGAUCUGAGAUCUGUCCUAGCAUCAGACAAGGAAUCAACCUGAAGCUGGCUGUCACUGAGCUUCUACCACCUCUUCUUAUCAUCCUACAACCUGCCUUCAGACCGAUCAAUACCCAGCUGUUCAGUGCAGCUGAGAAGAAGCAACUGAGAGAGCUAGUGGAUACCAUGAUAGCGUACAACCUGACAUACAGACAGGAGAGAAGUAUAGAGGGCACCUACAACUACAACCUAGAUCCUAAUCUGGAAGUAGUGUUAAGGUUUUCAGACUCUCCUCCUGUUCGUCAAAUUACAUAUGCAGCCAAGCAGCUCAUAGCAAGAGAGAUUGAUUUGGAGAAGAUGAGAAGGGCAGCGGCAGUGAACGCUGAGAAAUCAAAAAAGCCAUCUUCAACUAAACCUGACCUCACAGCACAAACUAAGAAAACAAAUGUUGAAUCAUCAGUACCACGUCACAAACAGACACUUAAGCCUAAGAAGGUAGCUGCAGAGGAAGAAGAUGAAAAGCCAUUGAGAGAUUUCUUUGGAAGGAUAAUUGAGAAGAAACCAGAGCCAAAAAGGAUGGAAAUCACAAGUAACGGUGACAAGGCCGAACCAGCCAAACCAGUAAAGAAGAAAACCAGGAAACAAUUGUGGUACAGCUUCAAUACAGGUUACUCCAAUGCAGUCCGAAAGACCAUCAAAAUUCAAGAACUCUUAUGAGACUUAUGUAUACUUGAGAUAUGAUUAUGACGAUAAUGAAAAUCAUGAUGAAGAUUAUGAAAUUGAAUGAUGGACAAGCAGUGCUGGUCAAAGAGAAAUCCAAGAUAUUGUUUUGGUGCAGCUUUUACACUAGCUGCUCCAGUGCUGUUCAGAGUCCAUCAAAGUUUAAGAACUGUUUUAGACACAAAUAUGAUGAUGCCGAUGAUGGAGAUGAUGAAGGCGAUGGUCAAAAAAGAAAUCCAGGACAUAGUUGUGGUAUAGCUUUUACGCUAGCUUUUCAAGUGCUGUUCAGACAGAUUUCAUCAAAAUUCAAGAAUUUCAUUUCAGACACCAUUGUGAUGAUGAUGAUGAUGGAGAUGUUGAGAAUCUCCAUGUGUUUUAGACAAGAUUAUGAUGGUGAGAAUAUGAAGGGGAAAGCAAUCCAAGCAACAUUUUUGUAAUAGAUCUUACACUGACAACUCCAUUGCUGUUUGGAAAAUCAAGAAAAUUUAAGAACUCCUGUUUAUGAUGAUGAUAAUGAUGAAAUCCACAAACUAGCCUCUUUUUCCUGACAUAAGCUCUGAAUUACGACAUUUUGUAUGUUCACUAUCUCGUAUCUUUUGUCAAUAUUCCUCAUGAGGAAUAAAAAGUGUAAGAACAAUCACUGGUAAUGAAUGAUUUCAAUUGUAAGAUAAAUAUACUCUCUAUGUAAUUGUACAAUUGUAGCACAUUACUUGGGCAUAAUGAAAAAAGAACCCACGUGAAUGAAAGGAGUGUCAUUCUGAAAGAAAAAAAAAAAAAAAAAAAAUCAAAUGGAGUUUGGAGAGACAAAUGCAAUAAUCCUGUAUUAUUCCACCACCAGCAGUACUGCUGAUUAUCCAUUCAUUUCAUCUUCAAAGUAUGCCUUGAAAUGUGUUUAUUGGGCAUUGCAAUGCAGGAAUGCCACUUCUCAGAAAAAAGUCUAAAUUCAGAACAUUUCAACUUAUUUUAGGCCAUAAAAACACCUUUCUUAUGUCAUUCUAGAUGAUUUUCAGAUUUUUUUCUUAUCAAUCCUAAGUGGCAACCCUGAUUACAUGCUAAAUGGUAUUUGGCAGUGAAUGUCAAUCUCAUAGUUAAUAUAAGUUGUGGGGAUUUAACACAUUUGUAUCUCAUCUUGUAUUAUAAAUCCAUAUUAUUUAUUCAUUUUGGUAAUGUACACAGGCAAAUGUUAUAAGGAUGUUCAAAUGUAGAGGUGUGAUAAGUUACCACUUGGCACAGGCCCGUAUUCUGAAGUCAGGUUUAACUUAGACCAUGGUCUUACUCUGUGCUAAAGUUAUGGGAGCCAAAUAUUAAAAAAUUAUGUUUCUAUUGUACAUUUCUUAUGUUUAAUGUUUUGCUUUCAUAAUGAAGAAAAAUACAUCAAAAUACUAAAUUUGUCAUUCCCAGACAAUUAUGAACUAUUUGGGUGUCAUAUGAGUUAAUAGAUUGGAUGUGCACUGUUAGGAAUUUGUGCCCCAAUUGGCUCUCCAUAAUUAAAAUACAACUUUAAACUAGGGUUUACUUUAAACCCGAGUUCAGAAUACGGGCCACAGUGUCUACAUUCUAUUUGAUCACAAUUGAGCCCAUGUAUCACUCGUUAGGCUAUACCUGUUUCAUUGAAUACCUACUUGUUCUUUAUACACUUAUGCAGUGUUGCAAGUAACUUGCAUUCAAUUCGGUGGAUUCACAAUAGUGUGCGUCAUCUAUCAUUUGCAGCGAACAGGCCAAAUUUCUAACUUUGGGGUCGACAUCACGCGCAGGCAAUGCACAGUGCUGUGUAGUGUAAUAUGACUGUGAUGCUUCAAAAAUGAAAACCAUAUGGCAAGAGUUCACCAAAAACGGCCUAAAUUUCGCAAAGAAAUAUGCAGGCAAAUUUCUCUCCCACCUCCUGGACCCUAGUAAACAGCAUAUCCAGUCGAGUCACAUCAGCCAGCGCUGAAUAUGAUUCACUUUAGUAUUAGUGUGCGCAACAGAUGUUGACUUUUUCCCCAUGAUGCAUUGCAAAUUUCGGCCUGUCCGCUGCCACCUAUAGAUGGCGCACGGUAUUGUGAAUCCACCGAAUUGCAAGUCAAUUUUAGAUCCAAAAAUUAAUCAGAAGUCUUGCUAUAAAUUGCUGAUAAAUCAAGCAAAAAUUAUUUAGUUAUCAAUUUUCAGUAUUUUUAUUCAAGGGAAAGGGGUGUCAUGUAGGUUAAAGGAACAGCAUAUUUAAUGGGAAUUUCGACAUUACAUCAAACUUCUGAGGAGGGUGUUAGAAACAUGUUCAUGAAAACUGUUUAAUCAUGAAAAAUUGAAUUAUUCAUUGAAAUGCAGCUGCUUUGCAUGUGAGGGGCUGGGUUGAGAUGUGUAUCUCUCCCAUUUGAUCCAACUACCUGUAUGUUUUGAUACAGUUUAUUAUAUUAUGAUAUUCAUCCCACUACAUGUAUAUUAUACAAACAUACCAGGCUUUGAGUAAGUGGGAAUUAUUUGUCCGAUGUUGGACUGGCUUACUAUUUUUCUCCUGAGGUGAUGGAGAAAUAGUUAUUUUGCCAGUGCAACCAAGGAUGAAUAAUUCCCUUUAUACUUUCGAAAUAAAGGCCUGGUAUAUUUGUUUUAUAUCCUACAUUUAUUAAAUUAGAAAAUCAGAUCUUGAUAGUCUAGUUUUUGUACACGUAGUUCAUCUUUUUAAAUCUGAACCAGCUGUGCUGACUGACCUACUUUUCCUGAAGCUACACGCUCACAGAACGCUGAUUUGCUCCUGCGCCUGAGAGAUUGCGCGAUCUCAACGAUCUGUGACAUCAAGGAUGGAGGAGUGCACUAUUCCAUCAUUGACGUCACGGAAUAUUAUUUUUGAUUCAGUGGGCAUUUCAUUUUCAACAUUGCAAAAUAGUGAGAAUAUGUUUGGUCACAUGAUGAUAUUUAAACCAAUCAGCAAACAGUACAUGAUAUAGUUUAUGUGGGAUAUAAUGAAAAAUGUAUAUUCACUUGUGGAGAAAAGAACCAAGAUUUGGGUUUAUAUAAUGUAAGCAUCUCUAAUCUUUUUCACUGUCAAUAUAUUGAUAUUAUAAUUCUAAUAAUUUUUUUCUAUCAUGAGCUCUUUAAACAUUUUGUAUGUACAUGUACAGAACAUUUCUAAUAAAUCAUACAUAAAGUUAAUAUGUAAAUCACAAA